Messenger RNA from Periophthalmus magnuspinnatus, 1094 nucleotides. RefSeq lists its product as uncharacterized. The record is from RefSeq and is a predicted model, not a curated record. Gene Ontology annotation, biological process: T cell activation; interleukin-15-mediated signaling pathway; positive regulation of ERK1 and ERK2 cascade. The transcript is spliced from 9 exons. Gene Ontology annotation, cellular component: membrane raft; external side of plasma membrane. Bases 26 to 991 code for a protein of 321 amino acids. Lineage: Eukaryota; Metazoa; Chordata; Actinopteri; Gobiiformes; Gobiidae. Gene Ontology annotation, molecular function: MHC class II protein binding; protein tyrosine kinase binding.
CUGCAGAGCUGGAUAGACAGAAUCAAUGGCUGCGCAUACGAGGACUAUAGUUCUUUUAAUCAUACAGCUGCAAUUUUUAGAAUCAGACCAGGUCCAUUAUAAGUGUGUGGCAGAAGGAGAGGAUGCCACUUUGCCUUGUGAAAAACUUCGACCCGAGCAGAAACAAUGUGACCUAACCACAUGGAGUUUCCAGCACACAGAAGUGGUUGUGUAUGGACUACUCAACUCAAACAGGGUGAAUCUCACUGACCGCUGUUCCCUGCAGAUUAAAGAUGUCCAAACUCAGGAUGCUGGUGAGUACAAGUGCAGACAGCAUGACCGUUCAGGACAGUCUUUUCCUCUGGACAAUCUGGUCUCCCUGUCCAUCGUCUCCAUGAGUGAAGUUACACAUACUUCUGAAACAGAGUUAAUUUGUUCAGUCUCCACAAAGCAGCGGUGUGUUCGAGUCCCACUUAAAUGGUCUGUAGGGGGCGCUUCAGUUAAAGAUUAUCCCAAUCUCAAAGUGGAAACAUCCAACUGCCGGACAUCUGUCAAAUUUAGACAGCAAGAUUUUAAACAACAAAAGUUCACAUGUGAAGUGGAAUGUGUCAACAACAAGAUCCAGUUUCACUUCCAAAAAGAUGAAUCAGAGAGUACUACACAGAAAGAGAACAGAGAGAAUGACAGUGAUGAGAGCGGAGACUUGGUAGAUGACAGGUCGGACAAUGGACGUAAAGGCUGGUGGUGGGCAGUAAUAGCAGUGGCUGUCGUUUUAAGCAUAACAGCUGUGGCCUUUGUCACAUGGAGGAGGGUCAAAGUGAAUCCUCAGGAAUCCAGUGACACUCCACCUGCUGAAGAGGAAGUGUCUUAUGCCUUUAUCAACUUUAACACAAGCCACAAGAAAACUAUUGUCAGAGUGAGUGAGGAGGCUGUAACUUACAGCUCUGUGAGAAUCCCACCUAAGGACCGCGCUCAGCUCUACACCUCUGUCCACAAGCAGACUGAUAAAUAAAACUGCAAAAGAAAAUUGAAUUCUGUCAAGUGCACAAAAGUUUUGGAGUGAAUACAUUUUGCCUCUCAUCCAAGAGGCUUCUUCAGUUCUGCAAAGUCUCUGC